Molecule: messenger RNA, 1843 nt
Organism: Biomphalaria glabrata
Lineage: Eukaryota; Metazoa; Mollusca; Gastropoda; Planorbidae
Product: homeobox protein SIX6-like
Exons: 3
Coding region: 667-1842 (391 amino acids)
Biological process (GO): regulation of transcription by RNA polymerase II
Cellular component (GO): nucleus; transcription regulator complex
Molecular function (GO): DNA-binding transcription factor activity, RNA polymerase II-specific; RNA polymerase II cis-regulatory region sequence-specific DNA binding
Source: RefSeq, a predicted model, not a curated record
GAGGUAACAAUGUACCGCUGAAGCGGAAGAGCUAACAAAAAAUAAUAUAAAAAAAAAUCUAAGGGAAAAGCCGCAGGAAAAGAAGAGGGGCGAGUUGCAGACGAUAGGGAAGAAUCUUGUUGUGAUUUGAAAGACUCGUCUUUUCUUCCAGAUACUCGUUUUUUUAAAGCGUUCUAGAUCGAGGGAGAAAUAGAGGAGAGAGAGAAGGAGUGAAGAGUAGAGUGGAUCGGGUUUCUCCGAGGCUCUUAGUAAAUAAAGUCUUGAAUGUGAUCUUCUACGAGUGUAGCUUUUCAUAACUGGCGACAAGAGACAGAAGUCAGAAUAUUGACUUGUCUUAGAGGGACUAACAAGGACGACAGUCUUCAAAGUGUUCCAUCUAGAGUGAACAGUCAGGUUGCCCAACGUUAUACGUAGUGUAUUUUACUAUGUGGCAUAUGUUGUAGCGGGGGGAGUCAAAAUGAAGGGUUAGAUAUUUUUGUUUCUAUCCUGGUUUCUGAGCUUAUCCAAAAUAAGUGACAUAACAUGUGCUGAGCUUCAUGCUUGAAAAAUGGCUAAUUGUACGAACUUGGUACGAAAUUGGGCAGCACUUUGAAUAAGUUUGGCAGAUCGCACAGGAGUUUUACGAAAACAAAGAACAAAAAUAAAGACUAAAAUUGUCAAAUUAAAAUGGACACUAGUCCAGGUACAUUGAUGGAUAGUGCCGGACUACUGACCAGUUCCAACACGUGCAUGGUCAAUAACGAUCGAUCUGUCUCCAAUUUGACCAUGUUAUCUUCGUCUAUGUCUACCAAUCUUAGCGGCAACACUAUUGAGACGAACAACAGGCUCAAUACCUCCGCCAUGAACAAAUCCAGCAGCAACCCUGGCAGCAAAAGCAAUAGCAUCAUCUUCAACAACAACAACAACAGCCCAGACCUCAAGCCGUCCUCUCCUGCGUCCUCCACUACGGACCUGCUGUCUGGGAAAAAAUUAGCGUUUUCUCCGGAACAGGUGGCCUGCGUCUGCGAGGCCCUCCAGCAGAAGAACGACAUCGACCGUCUGGCCAGGUUUUUGUGGUCGCUGCCUCCCAGCGAGCUUCUACGGGGGAGCGAAGCGGUACUCAAAGCCCGAGCGAUGGUGGCCUUUCACAGGGGAAGCUACCGCGAACUGUACGCCAUCCUGGAGAGCCACACGUUCGAGAAUUCCAACCACGCAUUUCUGCAGCAGCUGUGGUACAAGGCACACUACAUGGAAGCCCAAAAGAUCAGGGGCAGGCCGCUCGGUGCGGUGGACAAGUACAGACUACGGAGGAAGUACCCGCUUCCAAAGACCAUCUGGGACGGGGAAGAGACCAUCUAUUGCUUCAAAGAAAAAUCCCGACAAGCGCUAAAGGACUGCUACAAACAAAACAAAUAUCCCACACCGGACGAGAAACGGAGUUUGGCCAAAAACACCGGACUUACUCUUACUCAGGUUAGCAACUGGUUUAAAAACAGAAGGCAAAGAGAUCGAACCCCUCACACAGUUCAACACAUGCAAGACGCCUUCUGUCGGGAUAUGAGCGAAGAGAGUAUGAAACACGCCAUGCAGCAAAUGUGCGGAAUGGCAGGGCCUCACCAGAGCGCCAUGAUGCACGGCCACCACAUGGACUACAAUCGAGACUUUGGCAUGCAGUCCAAGAUUAUGGACGACAUGAGGGGCCCCAUCUCAAUGCCGCUGGUCAAGAGCGAGAGCACGCCUUUCCCGCCCCACUUCCUGUGCUCGCCACAGUCCGUCGAGCGGCACCACCACCACCACGCCCAUAACCUGCACCCACACCACCCGCACCAUCAUCACCACCACCCAGCGGUGCCGCCGGUUUGAC